AUGGCUGGAUUGAACGACAAUCCGUUCGGUGAGCCGGAAAUCGACAAUCCGUUUGCGGAUCCCUCGAUACAGCAGAUCACAAGAAACACAACCAGCUUGCAACAGACCCUAGAUGACUACCGACCGUUCGAUAACGAUCGGAAUGUGCUGGGUAAUGGCAGUGGGGGUAACCAACCGGCUACUCUUCAUCCGUCCACACAGUCCCCACCAGUGUACAACCAAAGUGGAGCUCAGUUUCAAACCAAUAGCAAUGGUGCAAUGGCCGCGAGCGGAUCAAGCAAACCUGACGGAAUGACACAAAUCUCCACCGCGGAGCUCGAGAAUCUUCGGCGUGCUCAGGAAGAGCUGGAACGCAAAACGCGCGAACUGGAACGCCGGGAAGCGAAUAUGAUGCGCAGCACCAAUGGGCAGCCGAACAAUUGGCCUCCGUUGCCGUCGUUCUGUCCGAUGCAGCCAUGCUUCUAUCAUGACAUCAGCCUCGACAUUCCGUCCGAGUUCCAGAGGACGGUCACCCGACUGUAUAAGUUGUGGAUGUUCUAUGCGCUCGUGAUGGUGAUAAACAUCCUCGGCGGGAUGGUGAUAAUGAUCCAUUCCGGUGAAGCGCGUACAUUCUUGUUAAGCAUCUUCUAUGCAGUACUGUUUACACCGGCAUCGUUCAUGUGCUGGUAUCGCCCAGCGUACAAGGCCUUUAAGACGGAUUCGAGUUUCAACUUCAUGAUGUUCUUCUUCAUCUUCUCCUUCCAAGCGCUCGUAACCACCAUACAAACGAUCGGCAUUCCUGGUUCGGGCACGUGCGGUGUCAUCAUGGCCGUAACACAGUUCAGCUCGGGUUGGGGUGUCGUGGUGGGUCUGUUUCUGAUGUGCAUAGCGCUAGCCUACGGUACCUGUGCUGUUGGAAACAUAUUUAUGCUCACGAAGAUCCAUCAAAUUUACCGUUCGGGUGACAAAAUCACGAUGGGCAAAGCACGCGAAGAAUUCCAGAGCCAGUUUAUGAGCAACUCGAUCGUGCGUGAUGCAGCAGCCGGUGCGGCCCGUGCCUCCGUACAGAGCACCUUGAACAGGUACUAG
This is a messenger RNA of Anopheles marshallii, 1068 nucleotides long. RefSeq names its product secretory carrier-associated membrane protein 5A (gene Scamp). Bases 1 to 1068 code for a protein of 355 amino acids. The transcript has 6 exons. Gene Ontology annotation, cellular component: trans-Golgi network membrane; recycling endosome membrane. Gene Ontology annotation, biological process: protein transport. The record is from RefSeq and is a predicted model, not a curated record. Lineage: Eukaryota; Metazoa; Arthropoda; Insecta; Diptera; Culicidae.